AUGGAUAAGCUCAUGAACAACAACAAAGCCAAGCUGACGUGUAUGCUGGUGGGGGGUCUGUGCUCCCUGGUGUUAUAUCACAUAAAAAAGAAAAUGAACUUUUCCUAUUUUCUGUUUUCGAAAAACUGGUUUAGCGAAUUUUCCCAGAUGUGGCCUGGUCAAGCCUUCAGUCUGGAAAUAAAGAGAAUCAUCCACCAGGCCAAGUCCAAGUAUCAGAGUAUCCUCGUCUUCGAGAGUAAAACUUUCGGGAACGUGUUAAUCCUGGACGGAGUCAUACAGUUAACAGAGAAGGACGAAUUCGCUUACCACGAAAUGAUGACCCACGUACCCAUGACAGUUGCCAAGGAGCCAAAGAACAUACUCGUUGUGGGAGGAGGAGACGGAGGAGUGAUCCGAGAACUAUGUAAAUAUAAGUCCAUAGAAAACAUAGAUAUCUGCGAAAUAGAUGAAAUGGUUAUCGAGGUAUCCAAAACGUUUUUCAAGAACAUCAGUUGUGGGUUCGACGAUAAGAGAGUAAACGUUUUCAUUGAAGACGCCAGUAAAUUUUUGGAGAAUGUCACCAACACAUAUGAUGUAAUUAUCGUGGACAGUUCUGACCCCAUCGGCCCAGCCGAAUCUCUGUUUAACCAGAACUUUUACGAAAAGGUGUACAACGCGCUUAAGCCUAAUGGAUACUGCGUCGCGCAGUGCGAGUCCAUUUGGAUCCACGUAGGAACGAUAAAGAGCAUGAUGGGAUAUGCAAAAAAAAUGUUCAAGAAGGUCGAGUAUGCUAACAUCAGCAUCCCGACGUAUCCCUGUGGCUGUAUAGGAAUUCUCUGCUGCUCCAAAAGCGACACCGGCAUGUCCAAGCCGAACAAACGCCUAGAGUCGAAGGAGUUUAAUGACCUGAAGUAUUAUAGUUACGAGAACCACUCGGCCGCCUUCAAGUUGCCUGCCUUUGUUUUAAAGGACAUCGAAUCCGUGUAG
Molecule: messenger RNA, 966 nt
Organism: Plasmodium knowlesi strain H
Lineage: Eukaryota; Apicomplexa; Aconoidasida; Haemosporida; Plasmodiidae
Product: spermidine synthase, putative
Exons: 4
Coding region: 1-966 (321 amino acids)
Biological process (GO): spermidine biosynthetic process
Cellular component (GO): cytosol
Molecular function (GO): spermidine synthase activity
Source: RefSeq, a predicted model, not a curated record